Molecule: messenger RNA, 1302 nt
Organism: Xyrichtys novacula (pearly razorfish)
Lineage: Eukaryota; Metazoa; Chordata; Actinopteri; Labriformes; Labridae
Source: the annotation of a GenBank genome assembly
AUGUCCGAGUGAGUAAAACUUCUGCAUUUCAUUUUAUUUUGGAUAUAAAAACUGGAUUCAAUCUUUAAAAAGUCACAUUUUCAGGUUAAUGUGGAUUAAAAAAAAACAUAUGAAACACUUUUAACUAAAAAUACGACCAAAACUUUUGCCAAGAUUUUAGUUUUUGCAUCACAGUGAUGGGAUUUAUUCAGUUAUUUUAGAGAUUAAAUCAUGAAUUAGUCCCAAGAUAGUUUUAUUACUUUGCAAUAAGACUCUGAAAAGUUAUGGACUUUUUUUUUAAUAUGCAGGAGAUAUUCAGCAGUGGAGAUUUGCUUUUUAUUCUUAUGUAAUCUUUCAAACUUCUCAGGAAAAAGAUUUCCUCGAGUCGGAAGCAUCAGAUAAAGGUAAAUAAAUAAAUCACUCCGUCUCACUAAGAGUUGGAGUAUUAUUUUGGUCAAGGCUUACAGAUUUUACAGUUUUAUUGACGACAACAUCUGAUUUUCUUCUGUCAGAGUUUGAUGCUCUCCAUCGCCAAAGGUUUACUGGAGGAGGAAGCGAGGGAGCAAGAGGAGGAGAAGAGGAGGUACAUGUCCGAGAACUGUCCUCCUCUUUCUAUGCCCAGGACCAUGCAGGAGCUGCAGGUACACAAACAGCAGACGCAGCUGGAGUUUGGAUCUGUGGAGGAACCGUGAGGCCGAGUCUGAACCAACACUGACCUGGUGUGUUUUUGUCUUCAGGAGCUGGCGAGGGAGAUCCACCACAAGAUCGACGGGAUCGAUGAGGAGCGAUACAACAUGGAGAUGAAAGUCAAUAAGACCAACAAUGAGGUAGAUCACAUGAUCGCACAUCGACGGUAGACCAAAGACAACUCACUGUGCUGCUUUAGUCUACAGACGCUCUAAGUUUGAGGUGAAUCUCUAGAUCACUCUCAAUCCAAAUCUUCUGACCUAAUUCCAGAUUAAUGACCUGAAGAUCAAAGUCCAGGACCUGAUGGGUAAGUUCAAGAAACCCGUCUUGAGGAAAGUGCGUAUGUCAGCCGACGCCAUGCUGAAAGCUCUGCUGGGCUCCAAACACACCGUCAACCUGGACCUGAGGGCCAACCUGAAGCAGGUGAAGAAGGAGGUCAAAGAGGAGGUGAGGAACUGGAUUCACUUUUAUUUAAUGAACCUUUUCGGUAAAAACUCAACAAAGCUGAAAAUCCAAUGUUAUGGACCUCUUCUGUUUCAGGAUAAGGAGCUGCGGGAUGUCGGUGAUUGGCGUAAAAACAUCGAAGACAAAUCUGGCAUGGACGGGAGGAAGAAGAUGUUCGAGGCCGAGGCUUGA